Euleptes europaea (tarantolino) is the source of this 1446-nucleotide messenger RNA. RefSeq names its product threonine synthase like 2 (gene THNSL2). The transcript has 8 exons. Bases 7 to 1446 code for a protein of 479 amino acids. Gene Ontology annotation, molecular function: pyridoxal phosphate binding. The record is from RefSeq and is a predicted model, not a curated record. NCBI's taxonomy places the organism in Eukaryota, Metazoa, Chordata, Lepidosauria, Squamata, Sphaerodactylidae. Gene Ontology annotation, biological process: dephosphorylation; 2-oxobutyrate biosynthetic process.
CAAAAUAUGCGGUACGUCAGCACCCGAGGAGCAGCCGGAAGCCUUGAUUUCGAAGGUGCCCUUUUCUCUGGGUUUGCCGUAGAUGGUGGCCUUCUUAUGCCUGAGACAAUCCCGGCCCUGGACUACCUCACACUUCAAAAAUGGAGCGUCUUCUCCUACCCAGAGCUGGUGAAACAAUUGUGCUCCAUCUUCAUUUCAGCUGAACUUAUUCCAGAAGCAGAUUUGAAUGACCUGAUUGAUAGAGCAUUCAGCAGGUUCAGACACAAAGAUAUUGUUCAUCUGGCAAGACUGAAGAAUGGCUUAAAUGUUUUGGAACUGUGGCACGGUGUGACCUAUGCUUUCAAGGAUCUCUCCUUGUCCUGCACAGGACAGUUUCUACAAUACUUUCUGAAGAAGAGGAAGAAGCACGUCACGAUUCUCGUGGGAACUUCAGGAGACACCGGCAGCUCAGCAAUUGAAAGUAUCAGAGGUGAAAAAAAUAUGGACAUCUUUGUUCUGCUGCCGCAGGGUCUCUGCAGCCAAGUACAAGAACUGCAGAUGACGACAGUCAUUGAAGAGAACGUCCAUGUGUUUCUUGCUGAUGGAAACAGCGAUGAAAUUGAUGAGCCAAUCAAAGAAUUGUUUGCGGAUGAGGAUUUUGCCAGAAGACACAAUCUGAUGAGCCUGAAUUCCAUCAACUGGUCCAGAAUCCUGGUGCAGAUUGCUCAUUACUUCUAUGCCUACUUCCAGUGUGCCCCGUCCAUAGAUGAAGCUCCACCGCCAGUUGUAGAAAUGGUUGUUCCAACUGGGGGAGGAGGGAAUCUCACAGCUGGACUUAUUGCACAAAAGAUGGGACUCCCCAUUGAACUUGUGGCGGGGGUCAACAGCAAUGACAUUGUGCACAGAAGUGCUCGGCACGGUGAUUUCUCAGUCUCCGGGAGCGGGAAGCCGACUCUGGCUUCAGCGAUGGAUAUUCAGGAACCUUACAAUAUGGAGAGGAUCUUUUGGUUACUCUCUGGCUCAGACAGCAAUUUAGUGAAAAGCUUGAUGGAAGAAUUUUAUACUACUAAAAAAGUCAGACUUCCGGACAAGUUGCAAAAGGAGCUUUCUGAUGUGCUGAAAACAGCCUCAUUCUCGGAUGAAAAAAUCCUUCAGACCAUGAAGGACUGUUGGGAAGAGAACCGGUACCUCUUGUGUCCACAUUCAGCUGUGGCUGUUGGCUACCAUUACAAACACCCUAUCCCCCAUCCCAGCAGGCCCCGGUGCUGCUUGGCUCCUGCCUCCCCAGUCAAGUUCAAGGAUGCCGUUCUGAAAGCCCAUCUCCCUCCUGAAGUCUCACCGGAGAUCAGUGCACUGAUGGAGAUGGAGACCAGGUCCAGGACUCUGAGCCGAGGUGAAGACUGGGCAGAAAUACUGCGGCAACAAAUAGAGGCAGUUACCAAACAGAGAUCUCUGAUCUUAAGCUGA